This is a messenger RNA of Delphinapterus leucas (beluga whale), 4514 nucleotides long. It is a transcript of the gene UBL3, whose product is annotated as ubiquitin like 3. Gene Ontology annotation, molecular function: protein binding. NCBI's taxonomy places the organism in Eukaryota, Metazoa, Chordata, Mammalia, Artiodactyla, Monodontidae. The record is from RefSeq and is a predicted model, not a curated record.
UGCGAGGGGGGGCUGUGCUCUUCCCAGGUCCCCGACUCGCGCUCCGGCAGCUGCCGCCGCCGCCGCCGCCGCCGCCGCCAUGUUGGCUUGAGGAGCGAUGACAGGAGGCGGCUGCGGCGUAGGGUACUGAAAAGUGGAGGAGGAGGAGGAGGAGGAGAGACAGCUCUGAGAGGAAGCGGUUCCCGGGCUGAGGAGAGGAAGGACCCGGGCUCUUCCGGGGCCCAGCCGAAGUCGGCGUCGCGGGGAGCUCGCGAGGGAGGGGAGGGGAAGGCGGAGCCGGGGGAGGCGGAGGCGAGAGAGGAGCGCCGGGAAGCCGGAGACUAUGUGUCCUGAGCCCCGCGGCUGCCCGGAGGCGCCCGCGGCCUGAGCCCCGACGGGCCGUGGGGUCUCCCGCCGGGCCGAGCGCCCCGCUUUCCCCGCUCGCCGCCCCGGCUCUCCGACCCGGGCUUGCGCUUCGGCUGCCAACGAGUUAAAUGCCCUUGAGCGCGGGUUUCCGCGGCCCGGCUGGCAACGCCGGCCGCGCGAGUUGAGCCGUUUCCCCGCGCCGUCCGCCGGGGAACGCGUCCAUGUGUAGCCACAUAGUUAUCUGUGUACCGCGGCGCCGGGGCAUUCUCCUCCUGCUUAAUGAAGACUCGACUUGGGAGCAAGUGUGAAUCACUGCCGGGCUGGGAAAGGAGGAAGACGAUUUAACCCCCUCCCACCCCGCUCCAUGUCCGUGUGUCACUCAGCUCGGUCCACCUGGCGCGGCCGGUCCUGGGGCUGCUGCUGCUGACGACGACGACGGGGCUGCUACCCCAGGAGUUCCCUCCUGGUCUGGCCACACCGCUCCCGGCGAUUGUUCCUCUUCGCUCGGAACCUCGGCCCGGCCGGCACUUUGGCUCCGAAAGAACUUAUUUUAGGGGGAAGCACAUCUCGAACCAGUCAAGAUCGUGAAGGUUGAUUUCUGUAGCUCGAAGAUUUCUCUUUUUUGUUUGUUGUUGUCUCUUUUUGAUUUUUUUUUUCGGCGUAAACAUCUGGGUAUAGAUAUCAAACGGCAAGAUGUCCAGUAAUGUCCCGGCGGAUAUGAGAAAAAUAAAGCAGGAGGGGGCGUUGGAGAGUGCUGAGAGAGAACUCCUGUGCUGUUCAGUUUUAAAUCAUGCCAUCAGGGGAGAACUCACUAAGACGUCGACAUCUGCACAAGGGUCUGAAGGAGCUACAGCCAUCCAGAUAAACUUGCGCCUCAUCUUGGUAAGCGGGAAAACAAAAGAGUUCCUGUUUUCUCCUAAUGAUUCUGCUUCUGACAUUGCAAAGCAUGUGUAUGACAACUGGCCAAUGGACUGGGAAGAAGAGCAGGUCAGCAGUCCAAACAUUCUACGCCUUAUUUAUCAAGGACGAUUUCUACAUGGAAAUGUCACAUUAGGAGCAUUAAAACUUCCUUUUGGCAAAACAACAGUGAUGCACUUGGUGGCCAGAGAGACACUGCCAGAGCCCAACUCUCAAGGUCAGAGGAAUCGCGAAAAGACUGGAGAGAGUAAUUGCUGUGUGAUCCUGUAAACACUGUCUGCCAGGUGUGGUGUGAUGUAGUCUUCGUCUUUCAUGCUGCUGGGCCAGAGGAGACCCAACGUCGCUUCAGAACCUUUAGGAAGAGUCUGCCUAUAAAUACGUGGACCUGAACUAUCACAUGAACACUGUCAUCUUUUCUCAUGAAAGUAAAAAGAACCAAGAACAUUUUUCACUAUGAUUUUUUAUUUCCAGUAUUUUUGUUUAUGUUGAGCAGUUUUAAAAUGUAUUGAUUUUUGAAUGCAAGUCAAUCUCCAGGGGAAAACUUAACAAGUUACCUUUCAUAGCAGAAACGAUUUUGCUGCCACAAAAAUUUUCAUUACCAGAACUAACAAAAUCAAGUGUUCCAAAUACAGUGUACGCUGAAAAAGAUGGACAGUUAUUUUCUUCAUCAGCAGAAUUUGUAACAUGGUUUAUGGUACCUAGAAAUAUACUCACAUAUACAGUCCACACUGGAAGACACAGCAGUUAAUGAAGUUAAUUACUGGGCUAACAUGAGAGUAAAAAGUGGACAAGAAACUGAAACGUUGGGUGAAUGCUACCAAAGUCAGCCGUGGCGGCUGCACUGGCCCAGAAUCCUACACUGAGCGCGACCGUUCUCACUGCGACAAGUGAAGAGACAAAACGUGCCUCUUGUUGAAAUUACUCAGCAGAGGGGCUGAUGAGAUUAGCUGCUUUUCCUUUAACAUGUGCGCUCCAGUCAGACAGCGACGGAGGGCUGGCUCACAUAGCACAGGAUGGGUGAGGGCUCGCGUCCUAGCCUUAACGCAGGGGUAAAUUCCAGCCACUCGCAGACCUCCGUGAUUGCGCAGAAAUAUUAGAAAACCUCACUUAUUCAUCACUUUUGUGUAUUCGAAUAUCAGCAAAUUGAAUUUUUCCAUAAUUAUUGCUCAUCUCUGUGUCCAGUGUCACAGUUACUCAUUAGAGACCUCAGAUGAAUUCUUAAAAUUAAAAAAUUCUCCAUAGGACUAAUUUUGUUUCUUUAUGUAGUUUGCAUUGGGUAUUAGUGCUUGCAAUUGUAUUAAAGUCAAAAGCUGAUUUUCAAGGCACACUUGAUUAGGGAUGCCAUUGUUUUGUUUUGUACCAAUAAUUUAAAAAUUGAUAUGCUAAAAACAAUUUGCACAGCACUAAAGCAUGAGCUAGUUUCAUCUAAACCUGUAAAAAAUAUAAAAGAUUUUAUAUUUUUUCACUGGGAAGAAAUUCUUCCUGGAUGAAAUUACAAAUACGUGUAGAAUAUAUUUAAUAAAAAACUUAUAAAAUACCUAACUAUAGAACUUAAAUAUAGAUUGGCGUGUAGUAUAUAGAACAAUGUUCCAUAUAAGUAACUUUAGCCUUUAUAAAAAUGAAGCUGCAGGCUGACGUUAUGUCCUGUACUGAAAUGAGUGUCCACGGCCCUUACAAAUAGUAAGUGUAAAUCGUUUCAAACGGUCAGCUUUGUUUAAAGGUAAUCAGGUUAUUUUAUUCAUUGUUAAUGCUUUGACGAAAAGGCUUUAUAUGCAGUAGAUCUACGAAAAUAUUGUUCAUACUGAUCAGAAUUAAAUUUGUAUAGAGCAGAGUUUUAAAAUGAAUGUAAAUAGCACUGAACAUUUUCCUUCUGCAACCUGGACUUAUAGAUCCUUUCUGUAAACUAAAUAAAAAAAAUAUUGUAGUGCAUUUUGGUGGUAAUUUUAAAGGUCUUGAUUAGGUUGAUAAUUGUUUAAGCACUGUCUCAUCCAUGUUAAAAUUGUUCAGUUUUUAUUUCUGAAUCUUUAAAAAAUUUGUUUAAUAUUCUACUGUUAGGUUUGGGACGAAUCCCAGUGUAUCUCUGGUAUUUAACCUGGUUAAUUUGUGCACAGUCACGACAAUGGGUAGAAUUAUGUAGUCCCUGUUAUCACUAAGAUGUUCUAUUCAAGAGAUGUCGAACAUUUAUGUGCUUUGUUGACUAACUCACAUGUGAAUUCUGUUAGUGUGGACUAAAGAAGAAUCUGGUAGUUAAUUGGGCAAUUAAGCCAUUUAUGGCUGUAUUCUUUCCUAAUACAAACUACUGGUAAUUAUUUUUAAUACCUAUUUUAAUUCUAAUUAUUCUUCUGUUUCUCCAAAGUUAAAGACUACAUUUAAUUGUGAUUGAAAUUUUAUGGUUAACCAUAUUCUCUAUUGGUUUUCAAUAUAUUUUUCUGUGUGUUCCCACAUUAUAAAUUUCCCUUCACAAGACCUCAAUUUAGAGUUUGCAAAAUGGAUGAACUGGUUCAUCAGUAGAGAAUUAUGUCUCUCAAUACCUGAUAUCAUUGUUGUGCAAAAUGAAAAGAAGAAUUUGAAAAUUGCAGUAAAAUUAUAUACAGGAAACACCAAAAAUUUAGAUGACUUAAUAGUGUAUACAUGAAAAUACUCAACCAUCCCUUUGAAAAUAGUUCCUUGGACUGCCUGCCGGUUAAAAUUGAUCGAUCAUAUCCCAUUGAAGGUCCCUCUGCCACAAACAGCUUGCUUGCUGAAAGGCGAGAGCCGCAGAGGUCCAGUCCUGUAAAUAAAACCUGAGCUACGGGCCUGUGACCCUGCCCAGCACUUGGUAUUUAACUCAUGUCUUUUACCUAAAUUGUCCUAGACUUGAAGUAUUCUGGAAAAGGCAAAGCUUUUCUUCUUUAUUAAAACCUCAGCAUGUCUCCUUGAUCUGACUUAUUUGGUUCCUCUUCAAGAUAAGUUGUAUCUUAUCAUGAAAAAUGUAGUAUUUAACAUCAUCAUGCACAUUACAUGAGGUUUUCUCAUGACAAACAUCUAUCCUUUGUUUUAUGUCAUCUUGACCAAUGUUACAAUAAUUUCUGUUAGCUGACUGUGGUGAACAAUGUUUAAUGUGAAAAGAAAUUAAAACUUUCUUCAUCUGUUGUAGAAUAUUUCCCUUCUUUUAAGUGACUUCAUAAUUUUGGUGUAGAAAUAUUCUUUGUCUCUACUAUUUUUCUCUUUUUUCCUUCCAUUUAUUUUAUUACAUUCCUCAGUAAAAUCAG